AGCUCGCGCCGCGGCUCCCAGACGGGCUCUGCGAGUCCCUCUCCGAGAGCCGGGUGGGCACGCGUCAUUGUGUUACCUGCGGCUGGCCCGCGAGCUGGGCUCGGGUUUUUUUUUUUUUUCCCUCCCUUUCUCCUUUCUAUGCAGCUGAUCUGAAAGGGAAUAAAAGGCUGCACAUAACCAUAAUAAUAAAAGAAGGGGAGCGCGAUAGAAGGAAAGAAAGCCGGGAGGUGGAAGAGGAGGGGGACGCCUCAAAGAAGCGAUCAGAAUAAUAAAAGGAGGCCGGGCCCUUUGCCUUCUGGAACGGGCCGCUCUUGAAAGGGCUUUUGAAAAGUGGUGUUGUUUUCCAGUCGUGCAUGCUCCAAUCGGCGGAGUAUAUCAGAGCCGGGACGCGGCGGCCGCAGGGGCAGCGGCGACGGCAGCACCGGCUGCAGCGGCGGCGAGAGCAGCAGCGCGAGCACCAGCGGCGGCGGCGUCCCGAGUGCCCGCGGCGCGCGGCGCAGCUAUGCGGUCCCCACGGACGCGCGGCCGGCUCGGGCGCCCCUUGAGCCUCCUGCUCGCUCUGCUCUGCACUCUGCGGGCCAAGGUGUGCGGGGCCUCUGGGCAGUUCGAGUUGGAGAUCCUGUCCAUGCAGAACGUGAACGGGGAGCUGCAGAACGGGAACUGUUGCAGCGGCGCCCGGAGCCCGGGGGACCGCAAGUGCGCCCGCGACGAGUGCAACACGUACUUUAAAGUGUGUCUCAAGGAGUACCAGUCCCGCGUCACGGCCGGGGGGCCGUGCAGCUUCGGCUCGGGGACCACGCCUGUCCUCGGGGGCAACAGCUUCAGCCUCAAGGCCAGCCGCGGCACGGAACGCAACCGCAUCGUGCUGCCUUUCAGUUUCACCUGGCCGAGGUCCUACACUUUGAUCGUGGAGGCGUGGGAUUCCAGCAACGACACUCUCCAACCUGACAGCAUUAUUGAAAAGGCUUCUCACUCAGGCAUGAUUAAUCCCAGCCGCCAGUGGCAGACGCUGAAGCAGAACACAGGGAUAGCCCAUUUUGAAUACCAGAUCCGCGUGACCUGUGAUGACCAUUACUACGGCUUUGGCUGCAACAAGUUCUGUCGACCUCGAGACGAUUUCUUUGGACACUAUGCCUGUGACCAGAAUGGCAACAAAACCUGCAUGGAAGGCUGGAUGGGUCCUGAUUGCGACAUAGCUAUUUGCCGGCAAGGCUGUAGUCCCACGCAUGGGUCUUGCAAACUCCCAGGUGAUUGCAGUUGCCAGUAUGGCUGGCAGGGCCUCUACUGCGACAAGUGCAUCCCCCACCCGGGCUGCGUGCAUGGCACCUGCAAGGAGCCCUGGCAGUGCCUCUGUGAGACCAACUGGGGUGGUCAGCUCUGUGACAAAGAUCUCAAUUACUGUGGGACACACCAGCCCUGUCUCAAUGCGGGGACGUGCAGCAACACGGGCCCUGACAAGUAUCACUGCUCCUGCCCCGAAGGGUACUCGGGACCCAACUGUGAAAUUGCGGAGCACGCCUGCCUCUCGGAUCCCUGCCACAACCAAGGCAGCUGCAAGGAAACCUCCACGGGCUUUGAGUGUGAGUGUUCCCCAGGCUGGACCGGCCCCACGUGCUCCACCAACAUUGACGACUGUUCCCCAAAUAACUGUUUCCAUGGGGGCACCUGCCAGGACCUGGUGAAUGGGUUUGAGUGUGUGUGCCCGCCGCAGUGGACUGGCAGGACGUGCCAGUUAGAUGCAAAUGAAUGUGAGGCCAAACCUUGUGUAAACGCCAAAUACUGUAAGAAUUUGAUUGCCAGCUACUACUGUGAUUGCCUCCCUGGCUGGAUGGGUCAGAACUGUGACAUAAAUAUUAAUGACUGCCUUGGCCAGUGUCAGAAUGACGCCUCCUGUCGGGAUUUGGUUAAUGGUUAUCGCUGUGUCUGUCCACCUGGCUAUGCAGGCGAUCACUGUGAGAGAGACAUCGAUGAAUGCGCCAGCAACCCCUGUUUGAAUGGGGGUCACUGUCAGGAUGAAAUCAACAGAUUCCAGUGUCUGUGUCCCACUGGUUUCUCUGGAAACCUCUGUCAGCUGGACAUAGAUUACUGUGAGCCCAAUCCCUGCCAGAAUGGUGCCCAGUGCUACAACCGUGCCAGCGACUAUUUCUGCAAGUGUCCUGAGGACUAUGAAGGCAAGAACUGCUCUCACCUCAAAGACCACUGCCGCACCACCCCCUGUGAAGUGAUUGACAGCUGUACGGUCGCCAUGGCUUCCAAUGACACGCCGGAAGGGGUGCGGUACAUUUCCUCCAACGUCUGUGGUCCCCACGGGAAGUGCAAGAGUCAGUCGGGAGGCAAAUUCACGUGUGACUGCAGCAAAGGCUUUACGGGGACAUACUGCCAUGAGAAUAUUAAUGACUGUGAGAGCAACCCCUGUAAAAAUGGAGGCACUUGUAUCGAUGGUGUCAACUCCUACAAGUGCAUCUGCAGUGACGGCUGGGAGGGAGCCUACUGUGAAACCAACAUAAAUGACUGCAGCCAGAGCCCCUGCCACAAUGGGGGCUCAUGUCGCGACCUGGUCAAUGACUUCUACUGUGACUGCAAGAACGGAUGGAAAGGGAAAACCUGUCACUCCCGUGACAGCCAGUGUGAUGAGGCCACCUGCAACAAUGGCGGCACCUGUUACGACGAAGGGGACACGUUCAAGUGCAUGUGUCCAGGAGGCUGGGAAGGGACCACCUGCAACAUAGCCCGGAACAGCAGCUGCCUGCCCAACCCCUGCCACAAUGGGGGCACCUGUGUGGUCAACGGCGAGGCCUUCACGUGCGUCUGCAAGGAAGGCUGGGAAGGGCCCCUCUGCAUGCAGAAUACCAAUGACUGCAGCCCUCAUCCCUGCUACAACAGCGGCACCUGUGUGGAUGGAGACAACUGGUACCGGUGUGAAUGUGCCCCCGGAUUUGCUGGGCCUGACUGCAGAAUAAACAUCAAUGAAUGCCAGUCUUCUCCAUGUAACUUUGGGGCGACCUGUGUGGAUGAGAUCAAUGGCUACCGGUGCAUCUGUCCCCCCGGGCACAGCGGUCUGAAGUGCCUGGAAGUUUCAAGGAAGCCUUGCGUCACCAUCGGGAGCGUGAUUCUAGACGGGGCCAAGUGGGACGACGACUGCAAUACCUGCCAGUGUCUGAACGGAAGGGUCGCCUGCUCCAAGGUCUGGUGCGGCCCUCGAUCUUGCCGGCUGCACAAGGGGCAUAGUGAGUGCCCCAGCGGGCAGAGCUGCGUCCCCAUCCCGGAAGACCAGUGUUUCGUCCGUCCCUGCACGGGGGUGGGCGAGUGUCGCUCCUCCAGCCUCCAGCCAGUGAAGACCAAGUGCGCCUCUGACCCCUAUUACCAGGAGAACUGCGCCAACAUCACGUUCACCUUCAACAAAGAGAUGAUGUCACCGGGUCUUACCACGGAGCACAUUUGUAGUGAACUGAGGAAUUUGAACAUUUUGAAGAAUGUUUCUGCUGAAUAUUCUAUCUACAUAGCAUGUGAGCCUUCCCCGACUGCGAAUAAUGAGAUCCAUGUGGCCAUCUCUGCUGAGGACAUACGGGAGGAUGGAAACCCUAUCAAGGAAAUCACCGACAAAAUUAUAGACCUUGUGAGCAAACGCGAUGGGAAUAGCUCUGUGAUCGCCGCCGUUGCCGAAGUCAGAGUCCAGAGGCGUCCUCUGAAGAGCCAGACAGAUUUCCUGGUCCCGCUGCUGAGCUCCGUCUUAACCGUGGCUUGGAUCUGUUGCCUGGUGACUGCCUUCUACUGCUGCGUGCGGAAACGGCGGAAGCCCAGCAGCCACGCGCGCUCCGCCUCCGAGGACAACACCACCAACAACGUGCGGGAGCAGCUGAACCAGAUCAAGAACCCCAUUGAGAAGCACGGCGCCAACACGGUGCCCAUCAAGGACUACGAGAACAAGAACUCCAAAAUGUCCAAGAUAAGGACACACAACUCGGAGGUGGAGGAGGACGACAUGGAUAAGCACCAGCAGAAGGCCCGCUUCGCCAAGCAGCCGGCCUACACGCUGGUAGACAGAGAGGAGAAGCCCCCCAAUGGCACGCCGGCAAAACACCCGAACUGGACAAACAAACAGGACAACAGAGACCUGGAAAGUGCCCAGAGCUUGAAUCGGCUGGAAUACAUUGUAUAGCAGCCCGCGGGGGCGUGGCGCGGCCGCUCUAGGUAGAAGCUGAGGGCACUCCGGGGCUUGUAGUUCUUUAAAACUGUCAUGGCAUAGUCCGGUCUGAGGCGGUUACUGACUUAGAAUCCCUGUGUUAAUUUAAGUUUUGACAAGCUGGCUUACACUGGCAAGGGUAGUUCCUGUGGUUGGCUGGGGAACCGGGCGCUGCGUCUCACAACUAUGCAAAAGCCAAGUGGCGAGGGGCUCCCGGUGGUCCCAGCGUGGAAGAGGCUCCCCGGAGAAUUGCCCGGCACCCCCCUCGGCCUUGAGGCCCGGAGCUCCCACGGCUGCCAGAUGUCCCGAUGGUGAUGCAGUCUUAGGUUCAUAGUUUUUAUUUAUAUUUAUUGACUCUUGAGUUGUUUUUGUAUAUUGGUUUUAUGAUGACGUCCAAGUAGUUCCUGUAUUUGAAAGUGCCUUUGCCGCUCAGAACCACAGCAACUAUCACAAAUGAGUUUAUUAUUUAUUUUUUUUUAUUAUAUGUCGUUGUUGUUGGGGGAGGGGGACUUUGAGGUCAGCCGUUGCUGGUAAAAUGAAGAAUUUAAAGAGGAAAAAUGUGUCAAAGGUAGACUUCUGUAUAAUUCUGUAAAUAAUUCUUUUUUUUAUUAAUCACUGUGUAUAUUUGAUUUAUUAACUUAAUAAUCAAGAGCCUUAAAACAUCAUUCCUUUUUAUUUAUAUGUAUGUGUUUAGAAUUGAAGGUUUUUGAUAGCAUUGUAAGCGUAUGGCUUUAUUUUUUUUGUUGUUCUUCAAACUUAUUUUCUUAUUACGUGUUGCCUAUAAGCCAAAAUUAAGGUGUUUGAAAAUAGUUUAAGACAGUAGAGUGGGCCGCUGUGCCUGGAACACGUGGAAUUUUUUUUGUACUAUGUCAGAUGUUGAAAACACCUUCGAUAGCAUCACUUUGAAGCACGUUCCAAGGACUGACUGAGGCAGUUUAAGAAUUGAUCUAGGACAGGUUCCUUCCCCCAUCCCCUUCUGCGUUAGACUUGAAAAAGAAAGACAGGCAAGUGUGCUGCUACACGGCAGCUUAAGGGAACAAGUUGAGCCAAAAUGUGAGUGGUUGAGAUCAUUAAAAAGAUCGAAUGAACUGUGUGACAUUAGAAGCACACACCGGUUUUAUUUAUAAAUUCUGAUUUCUUUUCACCACCCCGAUGCAAUACUGACCCACUUGGAGAUUUGAGUUUUCUUAUCUACUGCAUUUAGGGAGUAUUCGAAUAAGCUAGUUGAAUACUUGAACCGUAAAAUGUCCAGUAAGAUCACUAUUUAGAUUUGCCAAUAGAGUACACUGCCUGCCUUAAGUGAGGAAAUCAAAACGCUAUUAUGAAGUUUAAGAUCCAGACGGCUUAAUAUAAAACAGUAAUUUCGUGGGUCCACCAUUGAGACCGUGAAGAUCCUUCGUAUUGUCCCAUUAGUGUUAUAUGAACAUAAAAAUGCAUCUUUGAUGUGUUGUUCUGGCAAUAAAUUUUGAAAAGUAAUAUUUAUUAAAUUUUUUGUAUGAAAACCUGGAA
Sorex araneus (European shrew) is the source of this 5692-nucleotide messenger RNA. It is a transcript of the gene JAG1, whose product is annotated as jagged canonical Notch ligand 1. The transcript is spliced from 26 exons. Lineage: Eukaryota; Metazoa; Chordata; Mammalia; Eulipotyphla; Soricidae. Gene Ontology annotation, biological process: cell communication; heterophilic cell-cell adhesion; establishment or maintenance of epithelial cell apical/basal polarity. Gene Ontology annotation, molecular function: calcium ion binding; Notch binding. Gene Ontology annotation, cellular component: plasma membrane; protein-containing complex. The coding region runs from base 503 to 4159 and encodes 1218 amino acids. The record is from RefSeq and is a predicted model, not a curated record.